GAUCGGUGAUCGGUCCGUCCGCCUCCUGCAGCCCGGUCAGGCACCGCCGCACGCGCCCACAACACGUCCCGCGCUGAUCACCGUUUUAAUUCUCGGUUUUUAUUCUAAGGGAUUUUUAUUUUGUAUUUUUUAAUCCAUGUAGGCUGCAGAGCUCGAGGAAACCGCAGCUCAGUCAUACUUUUCUUUUCUCUACGUUUCCUUUUUGUUUUUCUUCUUUUUGUGUUGCUUUUUUUGGGAUCUCCCCGAUGCAAGGAGGCGUGAUGGAGAAAAUGUCCCGACAUCCCAUCCCGCUCAACCCAAGUUUUGUGCCCGCGGCGGCGCACGGAGUGCUCAAGUCUCUGCUGGAGAACCCGAUGAAGCUGCCGCUGCAUCAUGAAGCGUUCAGCAAGGAGCAGGAGAAGGAGAAGAACCUGGAGGAGGAGCGCAGCGCCCCACAGUCAGCCUUCCUCGGCCCCACGCUGUGGGACAAGACCCUGCCCUACGAUGGAGACACCUUCCAGCUGGAGUACAUGGACCUGGAAGAGUUCCUGUCUGAAAACGGCAUCCCCUCCAGCCCCUCCCAGCACCACCACCACCAACUCAACCAGCACCAACCGCACGCUCCGCCGCACCAGCCGCACCAGCCGCCAAUCAUGUCCCAAGCCCCGCCCACAUCCACACCCUCCGUGAUGGACCUCAGCAACCAUGCCUCCACCUCCGUACAUACGAGCGUCGUCUCUCCGAACUGCCUGCACAGCAGCCCGGCAAGAGCAGGCCUCCCGAACUCCAGAAACACUCCCAGCCCCAUCGACCCAGACUCCAUCCAGGUUCCCAUCGGGUACGAGCCCGACCCGGCCGACCUGGCUCUGUCCAGCGUGCCGGGCCAGGAGAUGUUCGACCCGCGCAAACGCAAGUUCUCGGCCGAAGAGCUGAAACCGCAACCGAUGAUCAAGAAAGCUCGCAAGAUCUUCAUCCCAGAAGACCUGAAGCAGGAUGACAAAUACUGGGCCAGGCGCAGGAAGAACAACUUGGCGGCCAAGCGGUCCCGGGACGCCAGGCGGCUCAAGGAGAAUCAGAUCGCCAUCCGAGCCGGUUUCCUGGAGAAGGAGAACUCGGCGCUGAGGCAGGAGGUGGCCGAGCUGAGGAAAGAGCUGGGACGCACCAAGAACAUCCUGGCCAAGUACGAGGCGCAGCACGGCCCGCUGUGAGGACACACACACACACACACACACACACACACACACGUUUAUACAUUUAAAUAUUAAAACAUGUACACAGCAACACACACUCUGAGAAUCCUGCCUCCUCCUGAUCCACCAGCGACCCUCCUCUCACUCCUCCUCCACAAUCACUCCUGACGGCUCCACUCACGGCAGCUCAACGUGCACAAAAACGUACUUUUCAUCCUCUCUGAGCUGACUUUGACAAGCUGGCGGAGGUUUUUCUGUCGACCAAUCAGAGCAAAAUCCAGUAAUAUGAGUGCAAAGUAAAAAGAUCCGUCCUGUUAUUCUGUCUUUCUGUAAAAACACAAAUCUAUAGUGCAGUUUUUAAUCAAACAAACACGAGGACAGCCGGGAGUGUUAUUUUAAAAAAAGAUGGAAUAAAAUAAAUAAAAAAAACAUCUUUAUAAUGUCCUCCGCUCCCCAGCUAACACUUGUCAUCUGUUUCCAUGGUAACAGUAACCCAGCAGAUGCUUAAAGCUGCUCCUGAGCGACGGCCGUGAGUCGAGCCCAUUAUUCAGGUUUAUUAAACACACACACACACACACACACACACACAC
This is a messenger RNA of Plectropomus leopardus (leopard coralgrouper), 1759 nucleotides long. RefSeq names its product HLF transcription factor, PAR bZIP family member b (gene hlfb). The record is from RefSeq and is a predicted model, not a curated record. NCBI's taxonomy places the organism in Eukaryota, Metazoa, Chordata, Actinopteri, Perciformes, Serranidae. Gene Ontology annotation, cellular component: nucleus. Gene Ontology annotation, biological process: regulation of transcription by RNA polymerase II. Gene Ontology annotation, molecular function: RNA polymerase II cis-regulatory region sequence-specific DNA binding; DNA-binding transcription factor activity, RNA polymerase II-specific.